UAUGGUUCGGUUCAUGCCAGAAAUAGCGGGACAAGAUUUUGUCUGUCGUGGACACCCAAGAAUCUAGCAAAAUUCUGGCAUCAAACAACUCCAGAUCUGGCCAGAAAGUAACAAAAGCUCGUCUCGAAUCCUCCCAAAACCUGCCGAUUCUUCUGUAACUGAAGUUUUGGCCACUUGCCGACCUGCAGUCAUCAUCAUCAGACGAAACGCAGCUUUUUCUUCUACCAGAACAGGGCCGAUGGUACUUCGUUCGUUGCAGUCUUGCAGGAAACCUGAAGAAAUUCCCCCAAAAAGUUGUGCAGUUUCAAAAGCCAGGCGACGGCGACCGCAACAGCGGGGAAGGGCCGAGACUCGAGUCGACACGAGAGGGGGGAGAGGGAGAGGAGAAGAGACAACACGAGGCGCCGAAUCGAAUCAGGAAAGCGGAAGCUCCCCCCGCUAAUCUACUCGCGUACGCGUUGCGAACUCGAUGCGAUUGCCGCCCUUCCCAGCGCCGCGCCCCUACCCGCCUCGCUCUCCACUCCGUUCCUCUGUGAGUGUGUGCGUGUGUGUCUGUCGUUGACGAAAUCCCGCGUCCAUGUGGGAGGCUUUUGACUUGAUCCAACCAAGAACGCGCCUUUCAGCCGUAAAAUAGUAGCACCGGUUUCCAAGUCCGGUCGCGGCUUACUUUGCUUCCAUCAUUUGGUUUCCCGUUCCUGCCGCUCGCGUGCGCUUCGGCUUACCCAUUCUUGCUUCCGUCGUCUUGGGAAGGAAGGAGUAUUUGAUCUGGCUUCCGUGAGAGUUCUUGCUGCUGUUCCGGUGCUGCCGGGCUGGGAUUGGGCGGAUUGAAGAGGGAGCGGUUGGUGUCUUGCCGAUUUCUCCGGGGAAGCUACUGUUCUUCUUGAUUUCUGAUGCGGAGUCCCCCUUAGCCACUUAGGAUUUGGGAAGGAGGGAUCUUUGAUCGAUUUCUGCAUUCUGUUGGUGAUUCCUGUUCUUCUCAACUUGGGGAUUUCUGCGAGGGGGAGUUUCCCUUCAGUUGAGCAGCGGAGAUGAGGCUGACUGUUCGUGUGAUCGAGGCCCGCAACCUGCGGGCCAUGGAUUCGAACGGGUUCAGCGAUCCGUACGUGAAGCUGCAGCUCGGGAAGCAGCGAUUCAAGACCAAGGUGAUCAAGAUGAACCUGAACCCGACUUGGGAUCAGGAGUUCAGCUUCCUCGUCGGCGAUGUCAGAGAUGUGCUCAAGCUUGAUGUCUAUGACGAGGACAUCCUCCGGAUGGAUGACUUCCUGGGGCAGCUGAGGGUGCCAUUAGAGGAUGUGCUGGCAGCCGAAGACCUAUCGCUUGGUACCCAAUGGCACCAGCUUCUUCCGAAGGGCAAAACCGACAAGGCGGUCGAUUGUGGGGAGAUUUGUGUAUCAAUAUCUUUAGAAUCAGCUGGAGCCACACGAUCAUGGUCUGACGACCUUGCAGCUGAAUUAACUGAUAGAGAGAGAGAUUAUUCAUUGUCAAGCCAAAGCACAGCUCCAUCUAUUGCAUUAGCUUAUCGAGAAACUGAAACUUGUAAAGAAGAUAGUAUCAAUGAAUAUUCUGAUGGGUCUGAAACCCCUGCAGAGGAUAAAUGUAGUGAAGUUACUGACAGAAGUCAAGCUGCAACAGAGGAGAGGUCAAAAGGGAAUUCUAAUGCAGCUUUGAAUGGAACAGAAACUUCUAGUUCUAAAACUGAUAAACCAUCAUUUGUCGAUCGUGUCUGCCAAAUAUUUGCUAAAAAAAAUGGCGAUGUGGUGACAACCUCCUUGGGGAGUGUCGAGGCUUCAGAAGAAGUUCAAGAUGAACCAAGAGGAUUUGAGAUUCCGAUAAGCCAAAAUGAUAGUGCAUGCCCUGAGGCUACAUUCAGUGAACUACUGAAAUCUCUCGAAUCACGGCAUGAAGGAGUUGAGAUGCCUGUAAAUCUACAAGGAAUUCUUGUUAACCAGUCAUAUCUUGCCUCACCUAGUGAUCUGAAUAACCUUCUCUUCUCACCAGAUUCAGAUUUUAAACAAACAAUGGUUGAGCUUCAAGGUUGUACUGAUUUCAAAACUGAACCCUGGAGGCUUGAUAAUGAUGGAGAGUCCUUGAAGAGAGUGGUAACUUACACAACUGCACCAUCGAAAUUGGUUAAAGCCGUUCGAGCAACAGAGGAGCAAUCUUAUUUGAAGGCUGAUGGAAAAGAGUAUGCAGUUUUGUUGAGUGUAAGCACCCCUGAUGUUCCUUGUGGUACAUAUUUUCGGACAGAAAUUCUUUUCCGAAUCAUGCCAGGCCCUGAACUUGAUUCUCAGCAACAGACGUCACAUUUGGUAAUUUCUUGGCGCAUGAAUUUUCUUCAGAGUACUAUGAUGAAAGGUAUGAUAGAAAAUGGUGCAAGGCAAGGCUUGGAGCAAAACUAUGCACAGUUUUCGGAUUUACUAUCACAAAAGAUAAAGCCUGUUGAUGUAGAAGGUUCUGGAUCUGACAAAGACCAGGUCUUAGCCUCUUUGCAAGGGGACCAGGAAUCUGAUUGGAAGAUAGCAUUUCUGUACUUCUGCAACUUCGGUGUCUUAUCCUCCCUUUUUGUGUCUAUUUACGUUGUUCUGCAUGUUUUAAAAGUGAAAUCAAGUUCUGUUCAAGGCCUUGAAUUCACAGGAUUAGAUCUGCCAGAUUCGCUCAGUGAAAUUGUCAUGGGAGGGCUGUUGUUUCUUCAAGUGCAGAGCAUACUUAAGAAAAUUACAUGUUUUGUUCAAGCAAGAGGACAAAAAGGUGGUGAUCAUGGUGUAAAAGCACAAGGUGAUGGAUGGUUGUUAACGGUUGCUUUAAUUGAGGGAAUCAAAUUGGCGCCAGUAGAUGCUACUGGUUUCUCUGAUCCUUAUGUGGUAUUUACUUGCAAUGGCAAAACAAAAACAAGUUCAAUCAAGUUCCAAACACUUGAACCUCAGUGGAACGAAAUAUUUGAAUUUGAUGCAAUGGAUGAUCCGCCAUCAGUGAUGAGUGUACAUGUGUAUGAUUUUGAUGGACCGUUUGAUGAAGUUACGUCCCUUGGACAUGCGGAAAUUAACUUUGUAAAAUCAAACUUAUCAGAGUUAGCUGAUUUAUGGGUUCCUCUUAAAGGUAACUUGGCCCAGUCUUGGCAGUCCAAAUUGCAUCUGAGGAUUUUCCUGAACAAUUCAAAGGGGACUGGCAUGGUCACCGAGUAUCUGAGCAAAAUGGAGAAAGAGGUUGGUAAGAAGAUGACAUUGAGGUCUCCUCGGACCAAUACUGCAUUCCAGGAGCUGUUCUCUCUGCCAGCAGAAGAAUUUCUCAUCAGCAGUUUCACAUGCUACUUGAAGAGGAAAUUGCCUACACAGGGUCAUCUUUUCUUAUCUCCAAGAACAAUUGGGUUUUAUUCAAGCAUGUUUGGGAGGAAAACAAAAUUUUACUUUCUGUGGGAGGAUAUUGAAGACAUACAAGGAAUACCUCAAUCAAUAUCAUCAUGGAGCCCAUCCGUUGUAAUAACUCUUCACAGAGGUAGAGGCAUGGAUGCAAAGCAUGGUGCAAAGAGCAUGGACAACGGAAAGCUUAAGUUCUGCCUGCAGUCUUUUGCAUCAUUUAGUGUAGCCCAUAGGACAAUAAUGGCAUUAUGGAAAGCAAGAUCUUUGAGCACGGAGCUUAAAGUACAGCUUGCUGAAGAACAGUCCCAAACUAACAGCCUUCAGAGUGAGGACAGUGGGAUAUUUGUUGGUAUUGAGGAUGCCAAGGGCCUUCAGAUGACUGAAGUUUUCUCCUCAACCAUUUCAACCAAUAUGGCCUCACUUAUGGAGGUGUUCGAAGGGGGUUCUCUGGAAAUGAAGGUAAUGGAGAAAGUUGGAUGCCAGAAAUACUCGGCUACACAGUGGGAAUCAGAUAAACCCAAUGAGUAUCAACGACAAAUUCAUUACAAGUUUAGCAAGAAGCUGUCUCCCGUUGGUGGAGAAGUCACAGGAACACAGCAGAAAUCUCCUAUGCCCAAUAAGAAAGGGUGGAUUAUUGAAGAGGUGAUGGAGCUCCAAGGAGUCCUUCUUGGUGACUUCUUUACGCUUCAUAUAAAGUACCAAAUCGAGGACCUUGCACCUAAGCAAAGGGCAAGCAACGUCCAAGUUUUCCUUGGGAUCGAAUGGUCAAAGAGCACCAGGCAUCAGAAGCGAAUCGAGAAGAAUGUUCUUUCAAGUUCAUCCGCUCGCCUCAAAGAGAUGUUCAACGUGGCAUCAAGGGAGCUCUCACAUGCCAGAUAGGGCCACCCUUGAUCUCUCACCAUCCCUGUGCAUAAUACUAAUUGGUGAGACGGUGACUGAACAUUUCCUAACACUGGCAUGGCCUGUAGAUACAUUGCGUGGCUGAAGAUACACACAGACAGCAACUGAUUCCGAUUGUUGAUACACAGAGACAGCAAUGGAUUCUGAUUGUUGCGUUGGCAGGAUACUGCAGACCACCGCUGCUGUCAAAUUUUUUGGUGAACCUAGGUUGGUGCCCAUCCUCCACCAGUUUGUUGUACUUGCUCAAAUAUAGCUGAAGUCUGCAGAGGUUGCAGAACUUGGAUACCGGUAUACCACACAAAGGUCUACCAACCAUACCAGCAUAAGCAUGGACUUGGGUCACAUAGUAGGAUAGCUCAAUAGACAGUAGCUCUAUGAUCGGCUUGCAAGUUCUUUUUUCUGCUGUAUUGCCUGAAACAGAUAGUUCUGAUUCUUUUGUCCACAUGUUGAACUGUACAAAUCCGAGAAUAAGUUGAUGGAAAUAAAGCUGUGAAGUUUACAGCCU
Molecule: messenger RNA, 4761 nt
Organism: Panicum hallii
Lineage: Eukaryota; Viridiplantae; Streptophyta; Magnoliopsida; Poales; Poaceae
Product: C2 and GRAM domain-containing protein At1g03370-like
Exons: 10
Coding region: 1029-4235 (1068 amino acids)
Source: RefSeq, a predicted model, not a curated record